AUGUCGUUGGCCAAAAUUGGAUAUGCCCGUACAUUUCUGAGGCUACUUUCAAAUGGUUUGCCUAGACUUCAGUCAGCGAUUCCUCCAGCAGAACCUGGGCAUGAUUUGGCCACAGAUGUUUCUAGUGGGAGACCGCUAGUCCCAAAACCCAAACCUAGUGAUCCUAGGCCAGUCCGUUUCGCCAUGAGCAAUUUGAAUCCAGACGUGAUGAGCAACUGGGAGCUUGAAAGAUUGAGAAUUGUGCCCAAGUUGGCCACGUUCUACGGUGGAAACCCGGUUCAUGAAGAUAACAUGAACCAGUUGAAUGCUUUGGUCAGAAAGUACAAGAAUUUGCCAACUAGGGUGUUAGAUGAGAAAGAGUUAAAAGCUUACAAAUUUGUAUCACUCGAGGACUAUAGAAAAAGAGCACAGUCGGGAACCCGGCUCAAGAUUGGCCACCAUAAGGAGUUGUUGGAGCUAUUGAACAGAUUAAGAAGUAUUGAACCCGAGUUGAUGCCCAAGGAAGUUUUUGAGGUAUUGCAAAAAUAUUCUUCGGCUCUGGAAGACAAGAAGCAAGUGGUGCAAACCGCGAUCAAAACGUUGGACAAGUACGGGCGUGCGAACACAGUUGGAAAAAGAAAAAGAGCAGUGGCGAAUAUUUCUAUGGUCAAGGGAGAAGGUUUGGUUCUUGUUAAUGGAAAAAGUUUCCUCGAGUAUUUCAAACGGGACAUUGACCGCUCGAAGAUUGGAUACCCGUUCAAGGUGGUGAGCCAAGAGGGUCAGUACAAUGUUUUCAUCACCACUGAAGGUGGCGGAAUUAGUGGACAAGCUGAGGCAGCGAUGUAUGGUAUUUCCAAAGCCUUGGUUGUUUUCAACCCGUUGUUCAAGUCUCGCUUGAGAUUGGCAGGCUUGAUGACGAGAGACGCCAGAAAGGUGGAGAGAAAGAAGCCAGGCAAGGUAAAGGCCAGAAAAUCGCCUACUUGGGUCAAACGUUAA
Messenger RNA from Clavispora lusitaniae ATCC 42720, 975 nucleotides. RefSeq names its product mitochondrial 37S ribosomal protein uS9m (gene MRPS9). Gene Ontology annotation, molecular function: structural constituent of ribosome; RNA binding. Gene Ontology annotation, cellular component: mitochondrial small ribosomal subunit; ribosome. The record is from RefSeq and is a predicted model, not a curated record. Gene Ontology annotation, biological process: translation. NCBI's taxonomy places the organism in Eukaryota, Fungi, Ascomycota, Pichiomycetes, Serinales, Metschnikowiaceae.